AUGACCAACGAUAUGUCUGGGUCUGAGACUCGUGAGUCCGCGGCCAAGUCGUCGUGGCCUCGCCGAGACGAUGUCAAGUUCGAGUUCGGCUUUGGAGUACCCCUGGGCGCCAUGUCGGCUCAUCCUGCUUUUCAUUCAUCGUGGGAUAUGGGUUGAACAGACAUACGGAUACCCGACCCAAGUGUCGUGAAGGGACAUUCGACAGGCCAAAAGAAACCAGCCUUAAUGUUUGUAAUGCGACACAUUACGAAGACCACAGACCAGGCAAAAGGUCGGGAAGACGAUGAUGAUAAUUUAUUCUAA
Messenger RNA from Arctia plantaginis, 303 nucleotides. The record is from the annotation of a GenBank genome assembly. NCBI's taxonomy places the organism in Eukaryota, Metazoa, Arthropoda, Insecta, Lepidoptera, Erebidae.